AUGUUCAACUUUCGGAAAAGUACGUCAUCCUCAGUUGACAAAGGUUGGGCAUGGUUCGUAUUAUUGGCAUGCUUUUUGGAAUAUUUUUUAACCAUUGGUAUGUUCAAAACCUUUGGAUUAUUCUUCGUGCAAUACCAAAGAAAGUACUCAACUACUGCCUCCGUCCUCUCCCUGGUCCUGUCUGUACAAACCAUUAUAGCCAGUGUUAGCUCCAUUUUUAUAAUGGGUAUUGGAACAACGUACUUUGGAGAGAGAUUAAUGGUUAUUUGCGCGGCAAUCCUUGGACUUGGCUCUAAUUUAGGCAAUGCAUUUGCACCACAACCUUCUAUUCUCUUCUUCACACAAAGCACCAUCUAUGCACUUACAUCAGAAUCUGCUCAUCUUUCUGCUAUGUUAAUACUUGGAAAAUAUUUUGAGAAACGGAGAGGAAUGGCAUAUGCAGUUGCGAAUUUCGGUGCAGGAAUUGGUGGGUUGGUUUUACCACAGUUAGUGACGUAUUUAUUUAGUGAAUAUGGACUACGAAGUACCCUCAUCAUAAUUGGUGGAAUACACCUUCACCUCUUUCCUAUUGGUCUUUUGAUGCGACCAAUUGAAAGAAAGACGAAUAAAUCACAAAAUAUUAAUGAAAUAGAAAACCAUCGUUUGAUAAAAGAAGAGGAGAGUCCAGAUAGAUUUUCUAAGUCAAAGAAAAGAAAACAACAAAAUGGUGAACACAAAAUGAGAGAUGCUGUCACUGCCUCAAAUGGCUCGCAUUAUAAACAGGAAGAGAAAAAUGAAAAUGCUAUCACUUUGUUACCCCCAAAAUCCGAAGAGGAACAAAAUGUUCUUUCUUCAAACUUUAUGUGUUCUGAAGACGAAACAGUGUCAAUAUCCACGGGAAAAAGUGACUUCAAGAAUUCAAAACCAAAUUUAGAAAAUUACUCAAAACAAACUGAAAAUAGAAAAGGUCUUUGCUUGCAGUUUCUGUUUAAAAUAUUUGACUUUUCUUUGUUCAGGAAUGGAAAAUUUAACCUGUUAAUGACAUCCUCGUUGCUCAUCGCUGCUGCUUGCACUAUUCCUGUAGCUUACAUUCCACCUUUCGCCAAAGACCAAAAAUUACAAAGUGAUAUGAUCGGAUACCUUGUGACAUUCUCAUCGGCCAGUGAUUUAGUCGGUAGAUUCCUAUUUAUAUUCAUAGCAGACAACAAGAUAAUCCAGAAGCAUCAUAUGAUGGCAAUUGCGAUGGUGGUCCAUGGAAUCGUGUGUUUAAUGGCAGUGUUCUGUACUAGUUUUGUCUCUUUAGCUGUAUUUAGCAUUUUGGAGGCGGCAUUAGGUGGAACGUAUUAUUCUUUGAUAAACAUUCUGUUGGUCGAGUUUAUAGGAUUAGACAGUCUGAAUCACGGCCUAGCAGUAAAUAGAAUGACCAGAGGAAUUUCUAUAGCUAUAACAUCGACACUGAUUGGUGUUUUACGUGACAACACAGGCUCAUAUGUCGGUGGAUUUUACUUGAUGGGGAUAUGCUCCAUUGUAGGUGGUGCUAUUUUGCUUUUCAAGCCUUUUGUGUCGAAAAGUGAAAAUGUUUCAUGAAUUUUAGCAGACAUAUGCUGAUCAAUAUUUAAUUAACAAGCUAUUUGUUCUG
Molecule: messenger RNA, 1618 nt
Organism: Saccostrea echinata
Lineage: Eukaryota; Metazoa; Mollusca; Bivalvia; Ostreida; Ostreidae
Product: monocarboxylate transporter 5-like
Exons: 5
Coding region: 1-1566 (521 amino acids)
Biological process (GO): monocarboxylic acid transport; transmembrane transport
Molecular function (GO): monocarboxylic acid transmembrane transporter activity
Source: RefSeq, a predicted model, not a curated record